Molecule: messenger RNA, 2651 nt
Organism: Pelagomonas calceolata
Lineage: Eukaryota; Pelagophyceae; Pelagomonadales; Pelagomonadaceae
Source: the annotation of a GenBank genome assembly
CCGCGCGCACAGCGUGGCGCUCACCGCAAGACGAGCGGACGCUGCAGAGCUGCACACUAUACACAGACACGUAUUUUUCAUCGCUGGCACGGUUCCGGUGCCGCCGUUCGGCGUCUGUCAGCUGGUGCAGAGAGCGCUCUCACUGGCUGCACCAAAAUGCAUUAAUAGCGGUGCGAAACCUGCGUAUUGCGCUGCCAAGCACAUCAAUCACAGCUCCGACCAGCGCAAUGAAGCUCCUGCCACUAACGACGCUGUUGUGCCUCGCGCACGCCGGUAAGAAAACGGUCCGGAAACGCGUCCCUACCACGCCGAGGAGGCGCCGGCCUCCCGCGCCCACCGCGAACUACACGCUCUCCGCGAAAGUAUCCUCGGCGGUGGACUGCCGGCAGAUCUGGCAUCUUCGCGGCCGCCGCUCCCGCGUCGUGAACCUGGCGAUCGCGCGCACCGGCAGCGAGUCGGUCACGAGGACCAUGGCCGCGGCCGGCGCCGCGGCGCACCACGACCACGCCUGUUCACUAAGAGACGCCAGUCGCGCGGGCUACGACCGCGUGGUCAUCUCGCUGCGGGACCCCGCGGCGCGGCUCGUGUCCGGGUUCCAGCGGCGCGUCGCCGGUGGGGCGAAAAAACGGGCGAACCGAGACUUGGCCGACAUUUUUGGUGACGACGUCGACGGCUACGUGGAGGCGCUGCGCGACGUCACACAUGCGAAACACGCCGCCGCGCUCCGCGUCAGCCUCGCGCCGAACGCGCAGCACUGGCUCAUGCCCAUCGAGGAGUACUACCUGCGCGGCUUCGAGCCGCGGGCCAACGGGUCGCUCGCGGUCGCCUUCGUCUGCACCGAGGCGUUGGAUGCCGGCGUCCGCGCCGUCGCGGCGCGCUGGGAUUUACGAGCUCCGCCCGCCACCGAGGCGACGACGCACCACGCCUCGCCGAACAAAUCGCAUGGCGGCAUGCUCGCACCGGCCAACGCGGCGUACGUGCGAGCACUGUACGCGCGCGACGCGGCCUUGCACGCGGCGCACUGCAUGAAUGACGUGUCAUUUGUGCGCUACGGGCCCGUCACCGGCCCUAAGAAGGGGCCGAGGAGCGAGUGGGGUCCCUCGGAGCGGCGCGCCUACGGGCGGCUCACGGUCGACCACGCGCGGCGCUUCGUGGCCGCCGCGACGGUCGCGCGGCGCGCGGCGGUGGCGCGGCUCGCGCCCGAGAAGCGGCGCGAGGGCGUGCUCUUCGCUGCCGCGGGAUCAGCUAGCUUCGUGGCCGCCGAGGUCGCGCCGGCGGUCGCUCAUUUACAACGCGUUGUUGGGGUCAAGAACGCGACGGAACGGUCCCGUAUAGGAUACGCGCUCUACCUCGAAUCAGAGCUGCACGCCGCCGCCGAUUCACUGAGACCGUUCUUCGACCUCAUCUUCGAUAUUAAUGAGCCGAUCCGGAAGAUGGCCGCCGGAGCCUUGCGCUUGGACGGCAUGUACAAGGCGUACAAACUGAUGAGUGUCGCGGCGAGCCCCUUCGACCGGACGCUCUACCUCGACUUCGACUCGCGGGUCUGCGCGCCGAACUCGAUGCGGCGCCUCCUCGAUGCUGGUGUAGAUGGGGAUGUGAUGGCGACCUCGAAGUACCUGGGGACGUCGGAUCCCUGGGCAGUGCAACAUAGUUCGAACGUCGUGGUCGUCAACGGGCCCCGCGGCCGCGCGCUGUUCUCGGUGGCGCUACUCGCGUAUCGGCUCAUUGGUGGGCCGCGAGGCACCCAACCCCCGGAUCAACCGGCGCUCAUGGUCGCGCUGCGCGCGGUCGCGUCGGCAGACGGAAUACUGCGAGAGGCGUGGCCGCUCAACUUCACGGAGGCCUCUCCGGACUUGGUCUGUCGCGCGAAGAUCUCGUCCUCGACGACGUGCUCACCAACGUCGCCGUGUGCCGUCGUGCACAAGCCGGCGAAGCACGACGCGUCGCGCAAGAUCUUCGUCAUCGGCUUCAAGAAGACGGGCACGACGACGAUGGAGCGGAUUUUAUCCACACUCAAGAUGACGCCGGCCCUGCCGGGCAAGAUUCGGGUCGCGGCCUCGCGCGCGCUCGUGCGGCAGGGCGACCCCGAGCCCGCGCUCGCGGCGGCGGCGUCGCCCGCGCGCGCCUUCGAGGACUCGCCCUGGUGCAGCGCGGCGGCAAUACCGCAGUUCGGCGGCGCGCGCCUCUACGAGGAGCUGGCCAAGCGGCACGAGAACGCUCGUUUCAUUCUUACGGUGCGGGAGAGCCAGAGCUGGUGGGCGUCCGUGGAACGGUGGGUGGCCGUCAAAGCCAGCAAGAAGGAAAAGCUCAUCAGAACGUACACGACGCUGCUAGGUGUCACGCGCUUCGACAACGAAACGUUCAUCGAGGCCUACGAAGAGCACAACCGGCGCGUCCAGGAUUUCUUCUCCGACCAGCCCGACCGUUUACUCGUGGUAGACCUACGCGAGGCGACGUGGUCGACGUUCUGCGUGUUCCUCGAGUACUGGUCGGGCUGCCCCAGCGGCGACCUGCCGCGCGAGAACACGUACCAGGCCCCGGCGCGGUCGAACUACCGGAGCCGGCGGAGCCGUAGCAAGUCUUCGGUCCCACCACACAGCAGCGCCUAUGUGGGUCCGCUAGGUAUGUGAUGAUAAGUGAUAUUGUAUAUA